Molecule: messenger RNA, 16884 nt
Organism: Oreochromis niloticus (Nile tilapia)
Lineage: Eukaryota; Metazoa; Chordata; Actinopteri; Cichliformes; Cichlidae
Gene: thrab
Product: thyroid hormone receptor alpha b
Exons: 11
Coding region: 1068-2297 (409 amino acids)
Biological process (GO): thyroid hormone receptor signaling pathway; cell differentiation; retinoic acid receptor signaling pathway
Cellular component (GO): RNA polymerase II transcription regulator complex
Molecular function (GO): nuclear receptor activity; RNA polymerase II cis-regulatory region sequence-specific DNA binding; zinc ion binding
Source: RefSeq, a predicted model, not a curated record
AGGAAACGGGGAUGGAGGGGGCCUCCGAGGGGGUGAUGAUGAAGUCAAUAAAUAAGGACAAGUGAGGCGAGUCAAAGAAGAGGAUUGCGCCGCAUUUCACGCGACACGAACGUCCCGACAUGUGUCCGUGUGUACAGUGCGUGCUUUACAGUGGAAUUCCUGUAGAGAGCAGUAGAUAGUUUUAAUAAGUGCUUACACCGCCGAGCGCUCCCCUUACUGUACCGGGCAUAAGCGGAGGGAGGAGCGAGCGUGUAGUAUUUCUUUUUCGCUUCUUUCCCCCCGCUGUCGUUGCAGCCCAUCCAAACGCUACUGGAAGGCAACAAAAAGGGGAAACAAACGGCUCGAAUCCGCGCUGAAGCUUUGCACGAAGGAGCACUGGGGGUUGUUGUCCGAGCGCGGAGAUAAUUUGACGGUACGAGGCGCAGCAGCUUGGCCGAGGAAUGGGCUCGGAGUGAGGGGACGGGGGAGCCAUCCAGCGCUUCUCUACUGCUACACUUGUGCAUGAACCGGGGACUUUCUCCCGCUUUAUUUCCGCCUCGUAUCCCAGCUGGAAGUUGUGUCCAAACCGCGUGGGGAGUAACUGAAGAGUCUGCGAAGACCUGUGUUGGGAUAAAAGCUGUAUUCAAAUCUAAAGAAAGGGCACUGAAGUGAAGGCAGCUGACAACCAAGAACAGAGGCAAGGAGGACUGCACAACGCAGGAGGCCUGGGGAAAUCAUUAACUCCACGCUCGCGCAGUAUGACUGCCUGGAUCCCACUCCUCCCUCUGCGUUCCUGAGACUGUCAUCCACCUCCAGCCCUGGCCUCAAGGCCAGCUGAUUUACCCGUGGAGCCUCCAUCAUCUUUCAUAUUUUCCAGCAUCACCGUGAGCAACGACACACCGGGUGCACUCCUUUUGGAGAAACGCCCAAAACCCACCUUCCAAGGACCCCAGGGACCGGCCCCUAGGGACCGGCCCCUGUUAUGUUUUGUUGACCGACUCGUCCCAACCGGCGAAUGACAAGUGUGCAUCCGAGGGUGGGGCUUGCCUCAGUCUCUCAUGAUUGGCUGCUGGAUGGAAUUAAGGUGAAUGGAACACAUGCCCAAGGAGCAGGACUCUAACCCAUCAGAGGGAGAAGAGAAACAGUGGCUCAAUGGCCCAAAAAGGAAGAGGAAGAACAGCCAAUGUUCGGUGAAGAGCAUGACUGGGUACAUUCCCAGCUACCUCGAAAAGGAUGAGCCAUGUGUGGUGUGUGGCGACAAGGCCACAGGUUACCACUACCGCUGCAUUACCUGCGAGGGCUGCAAGGGUUUUUUUCGUAGGACCAUUCAAAAGAACCUCCACCCGACCUACUCCUGUAAGUACGAUGGUUGCUGCAUCAUCGACAAGAUCACCCGCAACCAGUGCCAGCUGUGCCGCUUCAAGAAGUGCAUUGCUGUGGGCAUGGCCAUGGACUUGGUACUGGAUGACUCAAAGCGGGUGGCUAAACGGCGCCUGAUUGAGGAGAACAGGGAGCGGCGUAAGAAGGAGGAGAUGGUAAAAUCCCUCCAGAGCCGUCCGGAGCCCACGGGGGCCGAGUGGGAGCUGAUCCGCUUGGUGACAGAGGCCCAUCGUCACACCAAUGCUCAGGGCUCACAGUGGAAGCAGAAGCGCAAAUUCCUGCCAGAGAAAAUCGGCCAGUCUCCAGUCGCUCCAACAUCAGACGGAGACAAGGUGGACCUGGAGGCCUUCAGCGAGUUCACCAAGAUCAUCACUCCCGCCAUCACCCGUGUCGUUGACUUUGCCAAAAAACUGCCCAUGUUCUCUGAGCUGCCUUGUGAAGACCAGAUCAUCCUGUUGAAGGGCUGCUGCAUGGAGAUCAUGUCCUUGCGCGCAGCCAUGCGCUACGACCCGGACAGCGAGACGCUGACGCUCAGUGGGGAGAUGGCUGUGAAGCGGGAGCAACUGAAGAACGGCGGGCUGGGCGUGGUGUCGGACGCCAUCUUUGAUUUGGGCAAGAGCCUGGCACAGUUCAACCUUGACGACACGGAAGUGGCGCUCUUGCAAGCCGUGCUUCUCAUGAGCUCAGAUCGCUCAGGCCUGACCUGUACGGACAAGAUCGAGAAGUGCCAGGAGACGUACCUGCUGGCGUUCGAGCACUACAUCAACUACCGCAAGCACAACAUUCCCCACUUCUGGCCGAAGCUUCUGAUGAAGGUGACGGACCUGCGGAUGAUCGGGGCGUGCCACGCCAGCCGCUUCCUUCACAUGAAGGUGGAAUGUCCCAACGAACUCUUCCCCCCGCUCUUCUUGGAGGUCUUCGAGGACCAGGAGGUGUGAGACACACUUGCCGGCACGCAAAGGGAAGAGAAAGUUGGAGCGAAACAGAAGAUGGGUUAGUCCAUCGUGUUUGUGGAGGAAGAAUGGAGGGAGAAUCCUCUCUGCAGGAAUCUGCAUUUCUCUGACAUCACAUUCACAGUAUGUGGUUUUAAAACUGGAAACAACAAUAUCAGAAACGACACACCAGCAACAGGAGAGUGAAGCAAACAGAGGAUUUUGUUUUGUGAACACCCUCUUCUCCACCUCUUUCUCCUCCCUAUACCAACCCCUGUUUUAAAAUCUGUUUGGGGGCCCUUCUGUCUGAGCAUGAUGUCUUAUCUAGUAAGAGUUGUAGCCAUUUGCCAAGACACAAACACACAGACACACACACACACACCCACUCACAGCCUGUUCCACCUCAGUUCUUCAGGGCAGCACUCUUUGCAGGGUCAGUUUCCCCUCCUUGGUUUUAUUGUAGCGGUCACAGAUUUACACUUGUCUUGAAGCCCAUGUUUCCAGCGUCAAAGCUGGCCAGCACCUCUCAGUAUUAUUUCUGAAUAAGUGUUAAGGCAUUGAUUCAGAAGGUAUGGACAGUAGUGUCAUAUCGUUGCUCACAGUCAUGCAGGCGCACGCAAUCAGCAGACACUGCACAUUAAAAUUUCAGCAGACGUUGUAAACGUUUCCGUGGUGUAUAACGGCGGCAGUAAAGCAGAGCAGCCACACCACUUAUCAAUUACUCAACUCAAUCUGAGCCAUGACAGCUGUUUUGGAGCUUGUUCUUCUCAUAUCCCUGUGAAACCGGUGCUAUAUUUAUAUAAGGCUACUCCAGUUUUAUGAAAUUGUGUUCUCUACCUUUGAAAAACAUACAGACCAUGGCUCCAUAUCUACCUUCAUUUUUGUCAUUGGACCGGUUCCUGUGACAUACAACACACACACAUACGCACACACACAUGAGCAGACUUGCCUUGUCAUUGCCUAUGCUGCUUGUGCCAGCAGCCUACCAUCUUAUGAAUGACAAGUAAGCCCUUCUCUGUCUGAAGAGUUACAGCAUUGAAGGAAGGGAAGGAAGCGAAAAAGAAGGGGGAGGAGAAAGGGAGAUGCUUAGAGGGGAGGCGGGAGAAAAGGAAGGCACAGGGACAGAGAGAGGAAUUACACCGUAAAAGCUGGACUAUAGAUUCUGAGCCAGGGGUCAGAAGUAAAUCUCCCACACCCAACCUCCGAGGAGGUUCUGAAUAGCAGCAAACACCAGCAAGACGGCAGGGCUCAUCACGUAUACACACUGACUCUCUUUUUGUCUUUUUAACUCUCUCACACACACACACACGAAAACACACAUCACCUCAGAGUAACGUGAAUGCCUCAUUUUACUGUAUGCACUGCACGGCAGUGUUGAUAUACAGCCCUAACCUGCAGGGUUUGUACAGAGUCCUCUUCUCGUGGGCUCAACUCAGUGUGGCCCCUCCAGGCUUCCAUACACAUUUGCCUUCUGUUUUGAUUUUUUUCUUGUUUUUUGGUUAUUUUAUUCUAUUUUUUUAUUUUAACAUGGGCGUCACUGAGAGCAGGCAAAUGCCAAGAAGGCUACCAUUUACCUCAAAGUGGACACACCCCUAGGCUGGGGCAGCAUUACUGCCCCUGUGGUGUCAGGCACUACCUCACCUCUGUGGACACAGGGCAGCUGCCCACAGCCUACACACAGACAUACACCAUUCGAGUUGGAGCAUGUGUAGAAUGACACACAGAUGUGCAUAGCUUUUUGCGGAGGUGCACACUCGUAGUCAUGGAAAGACACAAACAUUCGCAGAAUACACACACAUACACACAGCGCUAUCACUUGGUUCAAAUGAAAUACCACUGAAGACAGGAGGGCCAACCAUCCCCCUGGAAGGUUUUACCCCCUUCCAGGGAGUGGUACCCAUAACAUUUGGGUUAUCUCUUUUUUUUAUUUUUUUUUUUAUUUUAUCAAGUGGGACCAAGUGUCAUCUUUUCAAAUUUGGAUUUACCAGUUUCUCUAAAGACAGAAACCGAGUCGCAGAAGCAACGAAGGACAGCGUGGGAUGUGCAGCCCAUUAAAGCAAAAAGCAGCAAGAGGAACAAUUACACAGAGUUACCAAUAAGUCAAGGUGGCCACGCCCGUCAAAUCAGCAUGCAAAGAAAGGGCGAUUUCCAUCUGCAUGGUGAUGACGUACCACGCUACACUUAUGAUAGCUGCCACUGGAGCUUGGUAAAUAUUUUCAUGGAAAAUUUCAGCUUUCUGUCAUGCAUGGGCAGAGUGUUUGACAUAAAAAAUGAUGGAGUGAAGCCUGCUCACAGGCAACUCAACCGCACUUCUAGCUUCCCAACGCUCACUACUAUAGCAGUAAUAUCUCAGCUCAAACAUCCAUGGCAGAUAUGAUAAGUUUACCCUCCAAAUGACCAUACAAGAGUGUUUGAUUUGAUUUCAAAAGCUCACUCUGCUCAAUCCAAUUCUGGGGCCAAGCCAAAUCUAACUGGGUUGAAAGAAAUCUAGUCUAUUUUCUAUCCAAUACCGAGCUGUAGUUUAUACUGGGCGCAUGCACACCAUGGGUUAUCCACACCCCCUCAGAGCUUGAGUGCAGUUGGGAGGGGAGAGGAACUGGAACACUGUCUUUGGGCACAGCGGUGGAGUCUGGUUUGACUCUUCCUAAAGUCCAUCACCACCUCUAGAGAUCCAUCCCCACUCUUCUUUUUUCUACCCUCCUCUUGUCCAGUCCGUGACAUUGCCCUUUCUGGAGCCUAGCUCAAGUCUAAUACUGCCCCGCCAUCAAUAUGAUAACAGACCCCACUCAGCCAGGCUGGUGGGAGUUUUUGCACUAAUGCAACAGCCCAUAAACUCUCCUUUUCAGAUUAGUUUCCCCAAUUAAAAUUGACCACAAAUGGGUAUCCUGAGCUGCUCUGUGUAACGGGGCCUUUUCACUUGCAGUGGGCUCGGCCCUAAACCUGUCCUGUUGUCAGUAUUACACCAGUAGAACCAAAACAGCCCAGAAGCAGGGGGCAGAGAUCCCUCCCUAGGAGGGCUUUCUCUUUAUCCGUGUAGUACUCACUGUCCCAUACCAGAGCCCACUCAAAUUUCACUUUAAGCCCUCCUCUGAACACUGAAAAUCCUCUCCUUUUCCCAAAGCAUCCUAGCUGUCACCACUGAGCAGUUCAUACCCAGUUUUGUCCAGAUUCAUUCACACCAAACAGGAUCCAGGCCUUGUGAAACAAGGCUGGCCAUAACUGCCCUUUUAGAGUGGCGCCACCAAUUGAAUGUGACCGGCAAAGCAGCAGGGAUGAGAGACUGGAGUGUGAGAAUGCGAGGAUGCAAGAGAAGAAGAAAGGACAGGACAGGAAACAAACAAACAAACAAACAAAGCUGAGGCCCCAACCCUCACUGCCAUCAUUGACAUGGGCGAGAGGGGGUGAUGUGGCUGGUUGCAGAGACGAUGUCGUCAAACACACGGAGGAAGGGCGGAUGUCCCCUUCGGCUCCCACGCAGCCCCACGCGAACCCCCGCUCCUGUGCCAGCUGACGACCCUAAAUGUCCUCCCUCAGCUUCCUCUGUAAGGAUAACCUCCAACGUUCAGAUUGUGAGGAUCAGGAAGACAGAUCCCGCAUUCCUGAGAUGCAGGUUUGGGAUUCCAACACAUCUUUGUAAAAGAACCGAAAAAGAAAUCGACGUCCUUUGUUGUCGUGAGCUGACUGGGUAUGUGCGUGUGACAGUAGGGGUUAUAAUGCUGCUUUUUACCUUCUGAGUCUGAUGUAGAUUAAGAAAACAAAAGAUAUAUGAAAAGGAUUUUACAUCCAUCAAACAAUAUGAAAAAAAAGAUGACUUUAAAAAAAAGACUCCUGAACAAAAUUAUUGGAGAUUUUUUUUCAUUUUAUCAUUGUUUUCUUAUAUUUCUGUUUGUUUGUUUGUUUGUUUUGACGCUUCAACUGCUCUGUGUAAAAGAAAAACAAAACAGCUGUUGUCACUUUUUGACCAUGUGUGCAGUGUAACAUAGAAAAAACUUCACUUCUUUUUCACGUCUAUAGUUUGUGUUUGUAAGCCAACUGAUCUGUUUGUCCGUGUGUCUGUCCAGUUGUCCGUCCCCUUUUAUCAGGAGAAAAUUUACAACCAACAAAAAAAAAAAACAGGAAUUUCUUUUUUAUAUAUAUAUUUUGUUCCUUUUUUUUAAUGAAAUACAUCUUUGGAGGAAAGAAAAAAACAAAUAGAAAAAAAAUAAUGCAACAUAAACUGAAAAUACAAAAAAAAACAAAAAAACUGAAACACAAUCUUGUCAUACCUCACACAACACAAGACUCAAAGGAACUUGGGAGGAGUCAUAUUUUGCAGGCACAUGUGAAAGUUCAGAGAUGCAUAUAUAGAUUUUAAAAAAAUGUACAUGUCGAGAUAAUAUGUGCUUGUGUACGCAUCAGUGUAAGUUACAAAAGGACUCUUCCCUCAAGCUUUGGUGCCCUCUAGAUUAUUGAUUUGGUUCUCGAAUGACAGGAGGUGCAACUUAAACGCAAGAAAAUGUUGAGACAUCAGCUCUGAGCUCUGCCAACGCGAGCACUUCUCCACCUUAAAGGCACAGUCUUUAGACAGUAAACCUAAAAUGUGAAUGGCCCAGAGACUGAGGGAUUUUGACUUCUGUAAUAGCUGAGUGUUUUAUGGAAUUGAAUGUAGCUGACAGGAGGGGGCUGGACCUGAGCCCGGCACCCACAACCUAACUUCCACACACCAGCAGAGAGGAUAGUGGUGUCACAUAGACGUUACAAAACAACCAACAAAACUGAGAAUAUAUAUAUUGCCCGUCUGCAAGGUGCAAUACUAUGUUAUGUAUUUUUCUAUGAUUUGUGUUUUGUUUUGUUUUUUUCAUUUACAGCUUAUUUUGGCCAUAACCAAGGAUGUAAAUACAAAAACAUACAACACUCGAAGAUUCAUUGUAAAAAGUCAAUUUAACCGCUCCAUCCCAUUGUCAUGCAAGUGGAUAAAAGUAAAAAGAAAAAAAAGAGCAAAGUAAUGUGUAAUGCUUGUUGCAUUUUUUUUUAUGUGUGCACCCUCUCACAUGUGCAUGCAGAUCCAUAUUCAGAAGUGCCCUGUGACAUUAAUCAUAAGCCCUGUGCCUCCUGUUGUUUGCAAAGAGAUCGAUGCAUACCCCUCGUGUUCUCACGCUUCACAUGAAUGAUUAUAGUUUUGUGUGUGAGUGUGCGUUUACCUAUGGGAUCAGAUUCCGUUUUUCCAAACUAUUGAUGUGAGUGUUGCCAGCAGCUGCGGCAGUUAAAGGUCAGGAGUGCAGUGGGGGAUGCUUUAUUAAAGAGACGCUUCACCCCAAAGUCAAAUCUACAUGGCCCAUAGUAGAGCCGGGGUUCUCAAAGUGUGCUGCAGUGGCUCUCGAGGCAUUUUUGUGGCCCAAGUAAGAAUCCACUACUAUAUUAUUAUAUAUAUUUGCAUAUAUUUUAUUCAUCCACAGUUCUAUCAGGACCAAGAAGCCAAAAGUAAGACAUGACAGGAAAACAAGGACUUUAUUACAGUGUCAAAGAGCAGUGGAUAAAGAGGCAGGUCGAUCUAGCAAUAGGGAACCCAACAGAAAAAUAGGGAAAUAGGAAAACAACAGAAAAGACUUGGGAAAAGUGGGGCUUGACCAAGACUGAUAGGUAAGGGUGAUAAGCAACAGGUGAAUUCAAUAAGCAGAACAUGUUAAAAGAAAAGAAAAUUCAACAAUCAACUAAUUUUCUGAAGAUACACACACUUUAAAAAAAACUUUGAUUAAAUGUGCAUUUUUCUUGCACUCCCUAAAUCUGCAAUUGGUCAUCAAAACACCGAGAACCCCUGACCGAGAUUAUGUUGGUCUGAGUUGCCUUUUUUUUCCCAGAGAUAUGAGCUGCAGAAACAUCAGCCUUCUCUUGAGGAACAAUAUUUCUAACUGGCACAUUUGCUUUGUGCUACUUAAAAAAAGAAACUCCCCUAUCCAACUGAGAUUUCAGUCACCAAACGUAUCGCUGCACUGAAGGGAAGCAUGCAUCUACCAUGUGACAAGAAGCUCAUGCCUAUGACAGAAUGUGAACAUGACCAGCAUUCAUUUCAGCUGAGCGUUAAUGCUUUUCAUUUGCAAUGGCAGGCUUAGUUUAGUGCAAAGAAGACAGCCUGUACCUGAAACUGGUCAUGUCGCAACAAGGUUUCUGACUUUUCUGUAAGUAACUUCACAUUACUUCUGAGUUUUAUAGAUUUUGCGGCACUUAGUUACGUUAUAAUUAAAGAGAAAAUAGGCAUAUCUACAAAUGAUAUAUCAAAAACUGUGCAACUCACACCAAAAUAAUCCAGGUAGAUAAAUGUGUAUAUUUGAUUUUGGGUAACUUACAAAGGGAAGUGGGAUAGGGAGCAGGUUAUUAUUGGGCAUGAAUGCAAGUUGAAACAGCUGUUUAACACCCACAUCGUAGUUGUCAAAGUCUAAAAUGGAUUAGUCCAUUUGUCCACCAUCCCAAUGCCCCAAAAAGCCAGCCUAAAGACACUGAAUCCGAACUUUGAGGAUCAAUUUAAGUGAAACCCGAAGUAGUUUGCAACAAGUACGUGAGGCCUCAUUAACACAAGUCAUUUCAGAUGCCAUUAGGGCCUACUUCCACGGGUCAUUUACUGAUGUGGUUGCACUUGCGACGCAUAAAGAUUACUUGUGCAUCUUGGAGAGACAAAUGUGUAUGUAUAGCAUUUCAGUAACUAGCUAAAAUGAGUCUGGAAUCACCUCUCGAAUUAGUUUCCGCAAUCAGAUCUCACUCAGUUUCAAAUGCUUUUCUGGAUCCAUUUCCUUUUUUCGCUUCUAUGAGAUUGAAUAGCUAACCAACCUUCCCACAAUGCAUAAAUUAAAGUACAAAUGGUGUCUUAAAUGAUGCAAGUUUGAACCAAGCAUCAUAUUUUCAGCUCCAACUGUUUAAAGCUGAAAGUAAUUUUGGUUUAUAACAAUUGGUGACACCCCGAGCUCAAACAAAUCAUGCUGUUCCUCACCACAACAAGCAGACUGAUGUUUUUGAGGCUGGCUUUGUGGAGCUUCUCAGCCCUUCCCCUCCAUAGAUCCUGGUUUAUUCUCACAUGUUGACAUGUUGGACAAGGGUGGAGAUUGUCUGUAAUGUCUUUUGGUUUUAUGGUUGUUUUUGGUUCCCCUCUCCCCUCCCCCAUGCCAAAUGUAGAGUUUGUUAAGACAUGCAAGUAGCAAGAUGUCUAUGCAAUUUCCCUCCAAAUCCCUCCGACAGACAUGCUCACUGUAACAACUGUGAGCCGGUCUUGCUUAUGAAAUCAGAUUUGGCCCUUGCUUGAAUUCCAGAGGUUCUUUGCAUGACCCAGAGACCCUUGCUACUUUGUGUGGGUGCGGGCCAGGACUGUUGGGGUUAGCUGGCCUUUAGCCCAGCCUGCUUGGCUGGUCCUUAGGCUCAGUAAAUCUUCACAGUCGUGUGGGACCCAGAGAAGUAGGAGGGGUUCCGGGGAUGUUGUGGAGAACAAGGAUUCUACGAGACGUGCUGGUUUUUUGUAAACUGCUCAGAAAGUGGUGUGUGUAUGUAUAUGUGUGUUGUUUGGAAUUUUGCUUGUGUGCGUCUAAUGCGAUGCUCUCAUUGUUUGGUGCGUUAAGGUCUCAGAGCCUCAAAUUACAAAAUUUAAACCAGGCCCUAAAUUCAGUCUUUCUUGAAUAUGUAGCUUUAAUCUUUGCAUAUUGCGACCAAGUUGCUGAAAUGUAUGUAUUCAAAGUAAUCGACGUUCAUAUGUGGAUUUUAUGUAGCAUAAGUAAGGUUAGUUAACCAUGUGCUUACCUCUGCUUUUGAAAUGUGAGGCAAGUGUUUGAUAGCAAAAAUCCAUUUUCCUUUAGCACUUACUUAGAAGCACUUUGAAUUGACCAAACCAACAGUAGGUAGAAGAUUCUUCAGAGGUAAUACUAUAAUCAUAAAUAUAUAUAUAUGUAUGUAUAUUUAAAUUGCACCCAAGCCAAAUGACUUUUGCACCAUUAAAUUUCUGUUCAAUCUGAAAGUAAAAACGGCAGAGGCCUUUGGGCAAAGCCAUGCAAUGAAAUGAUCAAUUAUAGCGUUUACAAUUAUUUUGAAUGAAGUGCAAUAAGUGGCUGAGUAAACAUUGUGAAUUUUAUUUGAUUUUUUUGUCUAAUCAGAUCUCUUUCUUACAUUUGUGUGAAAAUAAUGCACUGUCCCAUGAGAGCAUCGGCAAGACCCAGUACACACACAGACACACACACGUGCACGCACACACGCAAACACAGACCACUUUUUGUGAAUGGGUAAAGGAAGCUAUUGAAGGAUUCUCUCAGGUAAAAGAACAUUUUCUAAUAAAUGAUGAUGAACCUUGGAUGAAAAAAACAUUGUUAGCUCCUCUUUUUUUGUCUCAAUUUGCAAUCACCAGUGUUCAUUUUACAUUUGUUCUGUCAUUAUUUCCUGGAUGGAAACGAGUAGACAUCCAGGUUCCCAGAAAUCGGACCCCGAGUCCAACCUCGGACAGAUAAAACCAGGCCCUCACUGCUUUCUUAACCCUAAAUCGAAAUCGAUUUCUCUACGUGUGGGGAGUGUUUUGUCUGUUGGUUUUUGUUUGUUUGGUUCGGUGCUUUUGUGUAUCGCUUGGGUUUUGUGCUGCACUAUAUGGAAGACCAUUCCUGCCAGAAAAAAAGAAAAACAUCUAAAAUAUUAGGAGUAUUUUUUAAAGCAUCAGAUUGAUAAGAAAAUGCUGAGAGAUUAAGCCAUCAUUUUUACUUAAAGGAGAUCGACUCACAUGUUCGAGUCGUAUAUUUUGAUUUCACGCGGGGAUUAUCAUCACUUAAUUUUGACAUUUGAUUAAUUUAAAGUGUUCAGUAUGGGGUUAUAACAUCAAAGUGACAUAUGUUUCAUGAAACAUCUCUUUCAUAAAAAAUCAUGAAAGAGAAAGUCAAGACGUUGACUUAAGAUCUGUUGUUUUUGACUCAGUUUGGUCAGUUUUUUCCUGGAAUAGGUGAAUUGCCAUAACACAGUAAAGACAUACAUAAUGAUUGAUUUUGGUUACGAUUUUAUUUUUGAUUAUCAAUAAAUUACAUUCACAUAGAUAUGUGCAAGAAUAACUGUGUGCAAAAAUAAAUUCAUCCUUUCAUGUCAGCAACACUCUCGCGUCUUUGCACUCUUUAGGGUCAAAGUGCCAGCAGCAAUAUUCAGCUUUUCCUCAUCCAAUUGCUUGUGGUGUACAUACAGCAGUGCAUGGCUCCCAUCCAAGCCAGGCACUAUUUGCCCUCAGUGGGGAAAAAAAGAACUGGCUGUAGUCCUCCAUCCACAGGCCUCUUUUAUUUUCUGUUUAACUCUCAGUUGUAUGGCUAAAACCAAGGCUGUGCAUGUAUAUAAGUGUGUGCUCGUGGAUGUUGCUGUUUCACAUGAGAACUGUGCUGUGUGCAAUGAACAUCGAGUGUAAGUGUGUGAAUGCUGAAUGUCUGUGAGUGCUGAUGUCUGAUGGACCUGCUUUGCUUCCCCUUCCAAAAAUCCCUAAAGCACCUUUUCAGGCCGCGGUGUGUGACGGAAGUCUGUGAAACAGAUUCCUGUCACAUACUUGUGUUAUUUCCUUUGAAGAAUGUAACCAACACUGUGUUCAGCGGGCUAACAGAGAGGAAGAAGGAGGGGUCACUUGGGAAGCAUUUCUACUUGAGUGUGGCAGGACUGCAAGAGAUAAAAAACAAAACAAAACUGUGAAUUUCAGGAGUGGGUGAUAUUUUAAACUAAAAGCUGCAUCAGUUCUUACAAAUGGACUGUUGCUGCAGAAAAGAGCAGCCACGGCUGCGCUUCGAGGCUUUGUAAUUUUGGGUUCUCUUUUCCAAUGAUGGCCUUAUCGAUUGUUUUUAUAUCCCUCCUCCUGUGUGGCAUUGCUGCACAGCAUGCUUCAUAGGACUCCAGAGGAUUUAUUAUGAAGGCUUGCACUUAGAAAUGCUGUGGAGUUUGUUCUCGGGGAAAAGAAUGAAUUAAUAUGCUGCAUGGUAGGAACUGAGGACUCCCAAGAGUGACUUUUAGGUUAUCGCUACAUACAAUAUUAAAUGACUAUGUCCAAGCUAGUACUCCCUUUGUGGCUGCAUUAGUGCAACAAGAAAAUCAGAAGAGAAAAUUGAAACACAUGAGCUAAACAAUGUAAUCAAAGCACCAAAUGUUAUUUAUUGGACGAGCUACAAACAUUGUUGCAAAUUUCUGACGAUGUUCAGUAAGCGUGAAUUACAAUUGACUGUUAGAAUAUGUUUGAAUAGCUAUGUGUUAAUAGCUGAGUAAGAUACAUAUAAAUUAAGCUGUAUGGAUCAAGAAACUAAGGUCACCCCGUUUAUCCAAGGUUACAUUAAAGGGGAACAGUUAUCCUCAUUUCCAGCUAAAUAUUUUUUAUUCUUGGACUGUACUUGAGUUGCUCUGAAUGAGUCACAAUUCAUUAUUAUCCUUAUUUACCUCAUGCUCCAGUCACACUACAGAAAACAGAGGCUGGAGACAAAAAUGAUUGCAACAGUGUGAAAUGAACUUGCAAUCUUGUUACCUUUGAAAUGGUUGCUUUAGAGACGGGCGACCACUCGUCAGUUGCUGCCAUCAAGACAAUGAUAAAACAGCCAUAAGAUGAAGUCAGUCUUCUUUCAGUUUCCGACUCCAAUCACUUGCAAUCUCUUUAUGAUAACAUGGCAAUUUAAUAUAAUAAAGUCACGUAAAUCUCUCACAAAUACUACGUUUUGCUGUCCACAUUGCUCAAAUUGCUAUUAAGUAUCAACAAUCAGUCCAGCCAGAACCUCAUUGAUUUGUUUGUUUGUUUUAUAUGUUUAAAUGCAGAAUGACACAGGCGCUCGGUAACUAAGAAAACAUACCGCUAGUUGGCAGCCGGUUGAGGUGAUUCCCCUGCUGCAAAGACGUGUCAUAGAUGAGUUUCGCUGAUUGGCGCAGACUAUUGGUGACUGCAUUAUGUUGGCAAUCUGUCUGCAUUUAUAAAUCAGACUUUAAUUAUUUGCAAACCUGUUCCAGUCUGUCUGAGAGUGAUUGCACUCAGUCAGAUCGCCUUUGUUUGGAGACGGGUCGCCUCCCAACAGGCAAUCUGUGCAAACGCCUUGUGAUCAAAAGUGAUCACCGAGAAGUUGAGGGUGUUGCACGCUCAACCGCUGCAACAAUGAAUGCAAUCACUGGGCAACCACCCAUUUUUCCUUGUCGCACGGAGGCUGCCUUUUUUUACUCUCAUGUGACUGAGCCAUCAUACUCUGCCGUUAUUAUAUUUUACGAUAUUACCCUGUAAGCCAACUUUCUUCUGAUUGGCUGCCCCUCAUAAACAAAACAAAAAAAGGAAACUUCUGUGCUGGCAGCCUGAGCUGUGUGCCUGAAAUUACCAUAUUAGGGGAUAUCUGUUCUCAGUGACAUCACACCAAGUGAAGAGCACAGCCUAUGUAGAAAAGAUGAACUUUGCCCCUGUGGCACCCAAUUAUUAGGGAAGUCCCAUCUUGUGAAAUCACAGGAAUUACCCCUUUGUGGCCAUUAGAAAGAAUGCUGGUUUGAGGCACUUUCACAGUGCCUUUAAUAGUCACACCCAUGUUUUAUAUACAGUUUAUAGCCAAGAGUAGAGAAAAACUAUCUGAAAUUUGAGCUUAUGGCUCACAGGGACUACUUGAACUUAUCUCAACCUCAUUAUUUAAAACACUGACCAUGUUUAAUAUGAGUAUCCAGAGAAUAUAUAUGACAGAAAAUAUGUAAAAGCAUAGUCAGUCCCCUGUAAGCUCAGUUCAGUGCAGUAUGAUUUGGCCACUAUGAAUAACUUUACGUGGACACUGUUUUCCUUUGUACACCAAAUACCAAGUAAGAAGAGACUUAUAGGUGGUACAGUGGUGUGGACUUGGAAUAAGUUUUAUGCUGCUCUGACUGUCUGCAUGGAGAUUUAUAGAGAUAUUUUUUUUUUGUAAACGGGUGUAAAAUGCAUGCCUAGACAGAUAAGAAUGUACACGGAUUAGCUCAUUUAUUAACAAUCUAUCAAACAGAGAUACAGAUCAGAGAAUAUAUGAAUAUAUAAACUGUAUAGUAGUUGUACGGCGGUGGGGGCUGCUUAUAAGAAAAAUAUGCAAUGCUUGUCAGGUUGAAAAAUUGGUUUAAAACUGCUCAGGUUUGAUAAAAAGGCCUCAAAGGGUGCUUUCAUCCAUCCGUCUCUUUCCCACUCUCUUGGUCCAAGAUGUCUCACUUCUCCUCUGUUUUGUCAAACGCUCUCAGAACAUGUGCACCAUCAGCUCUCAUGGCCCACGAGCCCAUUCUUGUACGUAAAAUCAGAAGAAAAUGCUCUCUGGUCAGCGAACCUUAAGGAAAGAAAUCCAUUUAUUUCACUAUGUAGCAGGUCCAAGUCACUUUAUACAGCACCAGCAAAUUACCAAAAACCACCACGGCUUCAAGGCGCCAUGCCCACUGCUUACAUCGUCUUUACUGCACACCUUUUUGCCCACAAUGUUUGUAACAGAUAGGUCUGUGUUGCAUGUACAGAAAGCUUAGCAUGCUUAUAGUAUGUUCUGUGAAACUCGCAAAAACUAUGUUUCAAGGAGGGUUUCAUUUUACCAGGAAGCAGACAGUUCUACAUCCAGUAUGCAGCAGCUGGUGCUCGUACUAGAUGUUUUUAUGUCAGACUAUUUCUAGAUGGGGUUGUCAUGUACAAAUGUCUAUGAGCUAUAUGUGUCUGUAUUCACUAUUUUACUAUUGACUGUCCUAUUUAAAAGAGACACUUUGUGCAACACGGGUGUGUGAGGCCAUAUGAUAAAUCAAGAAAAAGUAAAGUCUUUAGAGCUGAAAUUAAUGGACUGAACGACUUAGUAGGGUGUAUUUUUUUCUUGAUUUAACAUGAAAACAUCAGUUUCAAGGUCUGUAUUGUGCAUUAACCACAACACUUUUUACAAACCUCAUGUGGUAAAUAUUACAGAAAAAUCAGCCAAUAGAAGCAAAGUAACCUCACAGUCGGAGAUGAAGAGCUCUUUCGCUCUCUCCCUCUUUUUUCUCUGUCUCUCGCUCUCUGGGUUAAGUUUUAAUUUGAUGUUUCUUUGGGAAUUUUUUUCUCCUCUGAUCUUCUCAAGGACAGUCUUUCAGCCUGCAUAUUUGUGUCGAUGGAAAAACACACUCCAAUACAUUUAACAAAAUCACAAAAAAAGGAACCACUGUUCUUUGUUUGAUACCACUCUUUCAAAUGUUCCUUGUUUCACUGUGACUGCAGAAGCUGCUGGGAAAAAAAGAAAAAAGAUGUGUUCUGCAGACACUCAGGGGUUGACCUGACCAGUCAGGGAUAAUUGGAAGGUGCCAAAGACAGGAUGCUAGGUGUUUUUGUUAGUUAUUUGGAAACUUUUCAGCCAGGUUAUUAUCUUUGGAGAAACCAGGAACAAUUUGCAAGAGACUGACGCAGAUUGAAGAUGUUACCUACCCCGAUCCAGGAUUAUGUGUAGGAUUUCAUCAAGUCAGUGGCUCAUGAAGUUCAUUUAGUUCAUUUUAAUUUAAACAAAACCUCACAUAAUGAAGUGAUUAUUAGUUGUAACAUUAGAAAAAGAUUGACAUAGCUACUGUUACACGGUCCCAUUUUGAUGCACAAAAUUAGUGUUUAAAAGAGAUUACUUUAUUAAAUAUGACUCAAAGCGAGUGAAUGAGCCCAGAAACUCAUCAGGACAGUGCUGUAGUAAAACUUGAUAAAGUGUGAGACAGGGCAGUUCAAAGUAAAAGUAAAUCAAUCAAUUGUCGAAUGACUUCUACCACUAGCUUGACUUGAUAUGUGAUACUAACUUAUGUAUUAUGCCAAACAUUGUUGCCAUUUUAGCCAAUUAAAUCACAUCAUGCAAGUAUCCUGAGAGAGCACCAUGUAGUUCAACACCAAAAUGUGGGAAAAGUUGCACAUUGCUGUGAAUUAUCACCCUGUUGUAUAGGAACAUAGUUACUAACAUGCAGCUAACUUGGCUAAUACUAACUGCUAAUCGACAGGUGGUUAAUUUGCCAUGUGUUGAUUGGUUGAUUGAUUGUUGCUAUAAUGAUCCCACCAACAAAGAUAAAUGGUGUAUCUGUCAGCCCGACACACAUGUCAUACAGUAAAUACAACAUACGAUAACAGUGUGUCUUAGUACUAGUUUGGCAAUAACGCAAACGGAAACAACAAGAUUCGGACUUGACUUCACAUGGUGGGUGUCAUUAAUAAUAGCAAUUUUAUGGCUGUUACACAAGAACCUUUAAAAUUGGCACCAACUUCCAAGAAAGAAAAAAAAAGAGUCUUUAUAUUGUAAGCCAGAACAAUAGAGAUCUCCUGUUUAGCAAGAACUUGGCAAUUGUGCUGCUUUUAGGACACUGUGCAAACAUAAAAGAAGGAAAUCCAGAAGUUGGUACAUAUUUCUUUUUUAUGGGCUCGAGAGAACAUCGUCAUCUUGGAAUUCAGUUAUUAAAACAUAUUUAUGGUUAUUUUUCACUUGUCAAUCACAGAUAUCCCUCAUCUUAGAAGUUAUUAUGAAGACUGCCUAAAACUGAAAGAGUUUUUAUUUUUAUUAUUCUUGAACUGAAUUUUAUGAGUCACUGAAGGAUUGAUGUCGAGGUCCUGGAACAGUACUAGACAAGGGGAGAGAAUACAACUCCAAAGGAAAUAAACACUGGGAUGGAAAGCUUCGGUAGAAAACCAUUGAGA